This is a messenger RNA of Schistosoma turkestanicum, 1458 nucleotides long. Lineage: Eukaryota; Metazoa; Platyhelminthes; Trematoda; Strigeidida; Schistosomatidae. The record is from the annotation of a GenBank genome assembly.
AUGGCUGAAGAUGACAUUUCUCUUUCCCAGACAGCGGAUGAUACAGAUUUACUUAGUACUGAAGAUGUGAUCGAUAAAGAAUUAAGUAACGUAGCCGAAGAAAAGUCACUAAAUGUUUCAUUAUCUUCACAUACAAAAGAAAAAUCUGAUAAGUAUAUGUCAGAUCAUAGAAUUGUACGUCGAAUUGUGGCUGAAGAUCCUAAUUAUAAUUUAGUUAUUGUACCAACAUUGGUCAAUUUGUGUAUAAAACAUUGUACAGAAAAUUUUGUAUAUAAUCCUAGACCAUUGAUGUAUUUAAACAAUGAACAAAAACGUCAAAUAUUAGACAAUCUACCAGCGAAUUUACCAUUGAAAGUCACAUCACACAUUAUUGAUGAUAAUUCAUAUUGGGCACGGUGUUGUCAUGUUAAAUGGCCAAUUAUCGAUGUGACACGUUAUGAUGGAUCAUGGAAACGUGCUUAUUUUGAACGUUUAUUAGAAGAAAUGAUUGAAACAUUUGUACCGGGCACAACCUAUGCACCAUAUUUAAAUGAAUGUGUCAAUUAUGCUGCACCGUAUGUUCAAUGUCUCAAUAUUCGACAACUUUUACCACCUUAUAAAGAACCGGAUUUGGAUAAUGAAUCCGAUAACGAGAGUGAAUCAGAUAAAGCCAAUCCCACCAUAGAACCAGUUGAUCAUUUAGAUUUAACGCCAAUUUUACAAAAAUUAACACAAUUAAAAGAAUUAAGCUUAACUUAUACAAUUAAAGAUUGUGGAAUGAAUUUUGAAUGGUCAUUAUUUCAAUUUACAAUAACUGAUUGUUUAACUUUAUCAAAAGCUAUUCAAAAACAUCGUUGUUUAAAAGUAUUUAAUUUAACAAAUAGCCAUGUUAAUUCGGAACAAUGUCGUAUGCUAGCAACUCAUUUACAAAAUCAUCCAACUUUACGAUAUUUAAAUCUGUCGCAUAAUUCUAUCGGUCAACGUGGUGUACGUGUUUUGUGUAAAUUAAUCACUGGAAAUUGUCAAUUGAAAUCAUUGAAUUUAACUAAUAAUCAUUUGAAAGCAACAAGUGCCGUGGCAUUAGCUCAAGCUCUAACUCAAUCCACUUGUCAACUGGAACAAUUAAAUUUACGUUUGAAUAAAAUUGAAGACGAAGGUGGUAUUGCACUGGCAAAUGCGCUAGUUGAAAAUUCUUCAUUAAAAGAACUUAAUCUAGCCGCAAAUGAUUUACAUGAAGAGACAGCAACUCAUUUUGGACAAAUGCUGACACAAAACACUACAUUAACCCAUUUAGAUUUAUCCAAUAAUCAAAUUGGUGUAGUUGGCAGUGAAAAACUUCAAGAUGGAAUGGAUCAGAAUUCAACAUUGAUUUAUUUCGAUUUACGUUUUACUGGUAGCAGUCAAGAAGCAGAAUUUGCCAUAAGUCAACGUAUUGAAUUAAAUCAAAAACUGUUGCGUCAAUUAGAGGCAAGUGAAUAA